AUGGAGCUGGCUCAGGCAGGUGCUUACAUUGAUCCCGUUGACAACGCAGGAUCAAAUACUUUACAUCAUGCCAUGCUGUUUGGGAACUUGGUUGCUGCCAAACAGCUCAUUAAGACUUUGGCCGUUCACUCCCCAGUGAAUUCUGGCGGUUUCAUGCCCCUAUGCUGUGCUCUAGAAAGCUAUGCAGGAUAA
Messenger RNA from Penicillium antarcticum, 192 nucleotides. Its product is annotated as ankryin repeat s-palmitoyl transferase. The coding region runs from base 1 to 192 and encodes 63 amino acids. Lineage: Eukaryota; Fungi; Ascomycota; Eurotiomycetes; Eurotiales; Aspergillaceae. The transcript has a single exon. The record is from RefSeq and is a predicted model, not a curated record.